CACGCAGUGUGUGACGUACAGCGUCAUCACGCGCUCGCUGCAUUCGGAAGUGACGCAGAAUGAACGCGCACGCUCGUGUGUAAUACAGCAGCACGUGUUUGUGUUUAUGUGACUGUAAGAACGCUGAUCGGAACCGGUCUAAAACUCGAGCGGCGCUGUGUCGGUCAUGACGGGGGAACACGAGCGGUAUCCGCCGCCGAGCUUCACCGCAGCAGCGGAGCCCUCGGCGGCGUCUCACUGGAGCGGAUCCGCGCUGCAGAACAACCGCAAGUUCGAGGCGUCCCGAGACUGGAGCUGGACUCAACCGGCGCAGACCGGACCCUGGACCGGACACUACCAGCCGCAGCAGUACGCAGGUCAUCUUCAUCAUUAUCCUCAUCCUCAUGGCUGGCGGGGUUCAGCGCAGCAUCACUGGGGUAGAAAGAACCAGCAGAAAGAGCCCGAGUUCAGUCAUUUCUGUGACACGUGUGACCGAGGCUUCAAAACUCAAGACAAAUAUGACGAGCACAUCUCGCAGCACGUGAAGUGCUCUGUUGAAGACUGUCGCUUCACUGCACACGAGAAGCUGGUGAAGAUCCACUGGAGAAACAAUCACGCUCCAGGAGCCAAGAGGAUCAGACUGGACACCGCAGCGGACAUCGCCAGAUGGAGAGAGGAGCGACGCAAAAACUAUCCGACGCUGAGAAACAUAGAGAAGAAGCUGAAGCUGAUGGAGAUGAAGGAGCAGCGAGGAGACGUGCUGGAGACGGCUCAGUUCAGUCGCAUCAGGAGCCGCGGUGGGGGACGUGGAUCUGACCGCUGGAGGUCUGAGACGGAUCUGAAGCGGCCGCAUCAGGACAGAGAUCCUCUCGCGGCUCUCGUCUGCAGUGACCCCGAGUCUGAUAAGGACGAGUCUGUUCAGCAGACACAGACUGGACUCACUGUCGCCCCCAAGAGCAUGACCUCUGCCCUCGGGUCACUGAUGUCCAGCUACGGGGACGAUAUGACCUCCAGUGAGAGCGAAGGAGACACAGACGACGCUCCAGUGCUGAGAGUCAGUCAGGCUUUAGAGGAGAAUAAGACCCUCCUGGAAGCUCCUCCACUUCCUGUCCAGAGGAUCCCAGCGCUGCAUGAGGAGGAACACACACACACACCACAGCAAUCCCAUCAUGCACCGGCCGGCAGAGGACGCGGUCGAGGGGCGAGAGGAGGACGAGGAGGGCGAGGCGGUAAACCUGCUGGGCCACAGAGACAUCGAGCAACACUACUAGAGAUGCUACUGGCUCCUGAUAUCCGUCACGAGAGGAACGUGGUUCUCCAGUGCGUCCGCUUCAUCGUCCGCAGCGGGUUCUUCGGUCUGGCUGCUAAAGACUCUCGUGAGAUCCGUGUGUCUGUGAACACAAGCGAUGAGGAUCCUCAGACAGACGGCCUGAUCGAACAAUCACAAGAGACACGCUCCGGGAGCGCUGGAGAGAAGGAGAGUGUGUUCCAGCAGCUGUUUGCUCAGCAGUUAGUGUGUGACGAGUCUGAGGAAACACUCUCCUGAUGUGUGACGAGAAUCAGAUCAGAUGAGCUGCAGGACCAGACUCUUCACGGUGGAGCCGACGGUUCACAGCGAGAGGAACAUCUGAGAACCUCCGGCGAUUCAUAGAGACUUUAUCCAGUGGAAGCAAAGACAAUCAAACGGUUUAUUUUUUUCACUUUUUUUAUUUUUGUUUACUAAUCAUAUGUUUGGUCUUUCAGAAGAAAAGACUCUAGUGCUGUCAAAAGAUUCAUCGCGAUUCAUCGCUUCCAAAAUAAAAGUUUUUGUUUACAUAAUAUGUGUGUGUACUGUGUAUAUUUAUAUAUAUAUAUAUAUAUAUAUAUAU
Molecule: messenger RNA, 1847 nt
Organism: Onychostoma macrolepis
Lineage: Eukaryota; Metazoa; Chordata; Actinopteri; Cypriniformes; Cyprinidae
Gene: nufip1
Product: nuclear FMR1 interacting protein 1
Exons: 10
Coding region: 167-1525 (452 amino acids)
Biological process (GO): box C/D snoRNP assembly
Cellular component (GO): nucleus
Molecular function (GO): RNA binding
Source: RefSeq, a predicted model, not a curated record